Molecule: messenger RNA, 675 nt
Organism: Penicillium griseofulvum
Lineage: Eukaryota; Fungi; Ascomycota; Eurotiomycetes; Eurotiales; Aspergillaceae
Product: glutathione S-transferase family protein
Exons: 2
Coding region: 1-675 (224 amino acids)
Biological process (GO): translational elongation
Cellular component (GO): nucleus; cytoplasm
Source: RefSeq, a predicted model, not a curated record
AUGGCACCAUUCGGCACAAUCUACUCUUACCAGCCCAGUCCCCGGGUCAUGAAGGCCCAGGCUGUGGCCAACCUGAACGGCCUGGAGCUGGCGGUUCCGGAAUUUGCCAUGGGCAAGACCAACCGUACCCCGGAUUUCCUGUCCAAGUUCCCAUUGGGCAAGGUGCCCGCCUUUGAGGGUGCCGAUGGAACAACUCUAUUCGAGUCAGACGCCAUCACCCAAUACAUUGCCGAGAGCGGCCCGGCUGCCGAGCAGCUCCUUGGAGCCACCCCCGCCGAGCGUGCCACUAUCCGCCAGUGGAUCUGCUAUGCACAGGGUGAGAUUCUGGACCCUGUGACCCAGCUGGCGCUGUGGCGUCUCGGUAUCCGUCCCUACGAUGAGAAAAUCGAGGUGGCCAACCUCGAGCGUCUGGAACGCUCGCUACAAUGUCUGGAGACUCACCUCAAGGGCCGCACUUGGUUCGUGGGUAAUGACAAGCUUUCCUUAGCCGAUAUUACAGUCGCUUCUGCCUUGGUCUGGGGUUUCUCCAUGGCCAUCGACGCUGAGAUGCGCCCGAAGUACCCCUCUGUUGUUGCCUGGUACGAGAGAUUCCUCGAAACCGAGGGCAUCAAGGAGGCAUUUGGCGAGAAGAAAUACGUUGAGAAGCGGUCAAGCUCCCUAGGCGUGGCGCUCUGA